GACCCACCACCCAUGUGCCCUCCCUCCUGUCUCCACCAGCUCCUGCCUCUCAAUCAUUAGCUCUCUGUUUCCUCUCCUCUCUAACUCCUCCCCUCCCCCCUCCCAAAAAAACCCUACUCCCCCACUCUCCUCCUCUCCACCCAUGUCUAAUUCCGAUUCUACCCCCGCCAACGGCGCCAUUCUCAACCCCUCAGCCAACACUAACGGCAACGGAGUCUUGACUGUAAAGAAGCCGCCGGCUAAGGACCGUCACAGUAAAGUUGACGGACGUGGGCGGCGAAUUCGCAUGCCGAUUAUUUGUGCUGCUAGGGUUUUUCAGUUGACUAGAGAGUUGGGUCAUAAAUCUGAUGGUCAGACCAUUGAGUGGCUACUGCGUCAAGCUGAGCCGUCGAUUAUUGCUGCUACUGGUACUGGUACUACUCCGGCUAGCUUCUCGACUCUGUCGGUGUCGGUUCGGUCCGGUGGAGGUAACUCUAACUCUCAUUCUAUAUCGAAUUCGUCGCUAAUUUCCGAUCAUAAGCCGGUUUUAGGGGCGACGCCGUUUAUUUUAGGGAAACGGAUGAGAAUUGACGAUGAUGAUGGCAGUAAUAAGGAUGACAUUAUUGGAGUCUCUGUUGGUCCCACUGUUGGGUCCUUUGUGGGUCCGUCUCCGACUUCCGCGGGUGCCGGCGGGUUCUGGGCUGUGCCGGCUAGACCCGAUUUUUGGGGAUUUGCUGCUGCGGCUGCUCAGACGGAUUUAGCGGCAGUUCAGCAGCAAACCUCUCUGUUUGUGCACCAGCAGCAAGCGGCCGCGGCAGCUGCUGCAAUAGGCGAGGCUUCGGCUGCUCGAGUUGGGAAUUAUCUCCCCGGACAUCUUAAUUUGUUGGCUUCGUUAUCGGGCGGACACGGGAGUUCAGGACGGAGAGAGGACGAUCACCGUUGAGAAUUCGAGUGAUUGGAUGGUGAUUCUGCGGCCGCCGCGGCAGUUUAUGGUAUAUAUAUGUGUAAUAUAUGUGAAAUUAUUGUUUUUGUGUGUGUGAAGAUGAAUGUUGAGCAUGUUAGUGAAGUUAGGGUAGAUUUUUUUUCCUAUUUUUCCCCCUUAUAUUAGGGAUUGAAGGGUAAUUUGGAGUUGAAUUGAAGCAUGAAGGCAUGUUUGGAUUCAAUUAGUGAAGUAGUUUUGUUUGGAGAUGAUGAUUAAUUCAAUUAGAGGGUUCAAUUGUUUUUAGUUAAUUUGGUUCAUUUUUAGGAGAAGAAGAAGGGGAAAAGAAGCAAAUAAUGAUUCAUAAAUGAGUAUGGCUCAAAUUGGAUUUUCCUAUCAGAAGUUGUAGUGAGUUUAGAAUUUGUUACUUUGGAAAAAAAAUAACAAUUUCCAAGUAAUUCUAUUUUCCCAUUGUGUGUAACAUGUUUUUUUAAGUACUCAUUGAUAGAGUGCAUUUGUGCAAGGGAAUUAGAGUUUUUUUUUC
This is a messenger RNA of Mercurialis annua (annual mercury), 1442 nucleotides long. Its product is annotated as transcription factor TCP21-like. The transcript has a single exon. The record is from RefSeq and is a predicted model, not a curated record. The coding region runs from base 143 to 922 and encodes 259 amino acids. Gene Ontology annotation, cellular component: nucleus. Gene Ontology annotation, molecular function: sequence-specific DNA binding; DNA-binding transcription factor activity. NCBI's taxonomy places the organism in Eukaryota, Viridiplantae, Streptophyta, Magnoliopsida, Malpighiales, Euphorbiaceae. Gene Ontology annotation, biological process: regulation of circadian rhythm.